AUGCAUGUGCUCUUUCGGGCUGCUGGUUUUCUAUUACUCCCAAUCUUAUUGAAUGUAGCAGCAUCAACAGGGAGACUGCGAUUAGGAUCAAGAAAAGCCAAACUGCCUGAACAGCUUGGUGCUUAUGAGAUUGUAACUCCGUCAAGAGUGAAUGAAGCCGGUGACAAACUGCCGACGAGCGUGCACUUCAAAAGGAAAAAACGGAGUAUUGAUGCAGCCGGCAACGUUUCCGAUCACUGGGCCUCGGAGCGCAUUCAUUAUAGAAUAUAUGCCUUUGGGCAGCUCUAUCACCUUAACCUCACGCUCGAGUCGGGAUUUAUAGCGCCACUUUACACUGUCACGAUACUUGGAGUACCCAACAGAGGUAAUCUAACGGAUUUUUCACAAGAGGGGGAGGAGGAAGAUACAGACUACCAGCACUGCUUCUAUAAAGGACAUGUGAAUGCUAAAACGGAGCACACAGCAGUCAUCAGCCUUUGCUCCGGUUUGCUUGGCACUUUCAGGUCACCAGAGGGGGAAUAUUUUGUGGAGCCCCUGCACAGCUACAAUGGUGAGCAUUAUGAAGAAGAACACAACAAACCUCAUAUUGUCUACAAAAAGGACACCCUAAAGAAGGCUGAGGGAGAGCAGACAUCAUGUGACACUUCAGGACAUAAUCAGAGACACGGGAGACACAGGGACAAGGCGAAGCAGAAGGCGUCUGCCGGCAUGCUGGCUGACCUGGAAACUCUGAGCAGAGGGAUCUCUGCAAAUCUCUCCCCUUCCACAGAAAACAAGCAUGCAGCUAAUGACAGCAGCGGUGACUCAGGACCUCACAGGAGAUCAAAGCGCUUCCUUUCCUAUCCCCGCUUUGUAGAAGUCAUGGUUGUUGCAGACAGCAAAAUGGUGGAACAUCACGGGAACAAUCUCCAGCACUACAUUCUCACGUUGAUGUCCAUUGUUUCCUCCAUCUACAAAGAUCCCAGCAUUGGCAACCUUAUAAAUAUCGUCAUUGUGAAAUUAGUCAUGAUAAGUAAUGAGCUGGAUGGUCCCGCAAUCUCUUUCAAUGCACAGGCCACUUUAAAGAACUUUUGCAUUUGGCAGCAGGGUCAGAAUCAUCCAGAUGACAACCACCACUCCCACCAUGACACGGCUAUCCUUAUCACCAGGCAGGACAUCUGUCGAGCACGGGACAAGUGCGACACGUUAGGACUUGCUGAGCUGGGUACAGUGUGUGACCCGUACAGAAGCUGUAGCAUCAGUGAAGACAAUGGGCUCAGCACCGCGUUCACCAUCGCCCACGAGCUUGGUCACGUGUUCAACAUGCCACAUGAUGACAGUAACAAAUGCAAAGAGGAUGGUGUUAAAAAUCAACAGCACGUGAUGGCCCCCACCCUGAAUUACUACACCAACCCUUGGAUGUGGUCCAAAUGUAGCCGGAAAUACAUCACAGAGUUUCUCGACACAGGGUAUGGUGAAUGUUUACUCGAUGAGCCAGUAUCUAGACCAUACAGUCUAUCUCAGCAGCUGCCCGGAAGGAUAUACAAUGUCAAUAAACAGUGUGAAUUAAUAUUUGGGCCUGGAACACAGGUGUGCCCAUAUAUGACGCAGUGUCGGAGGCUGUGGUGUACCAGCCCAGAAGGCGCCCAGAGAGGCUGUCGGACCCAGCACAUGCCGUGGGCGGAUGGAACCGAGUGCUCUCCUGGAAAGCAUUGCAAACACGGCGUGUGCAUUACCAAAGAGAAUGACGCUGUACCAGAAGAGGGGGCCUGGGGUGUGUGGAGUCCGUUUGGGACAUGCUCACGAAGCUGUGGGGGGGGCAUCAAGAUUGCCGUCCGCGAGUGCAACCGACCUGUGCCCAAAAACGGGGGGAGAUACUGUGUGGGACGCAGGAUGAAAUUUCGUUCCUGCAAUUCCGAGCCAUGCUCCAAGCAGAAGAAGGAUUUCAGGGAGGAGCAGUGCGCCUCCUUCGACGGCCGCCACUUCAACAUCAACGGUCUACCUCCAAACGUGCGCUGGGUACCAAAGUACAGUGGAAUUCUGAUGAAGGAUCGCUGCAAACUCUUUUGUAGAGUUGCAGGCAGCACAGCCUACUAUCAGCUCAGGGACAGAGUGAUCGACGGCACGCCGUGUGGGCCAGACACCAAUGACAUUUGCGUGCAAGGCCUCUGCAGGCAAGCGGGAUGUGAUCAUGUGUUGAACUCCAAAGCAAGGAGAGACAAGUGUGGGGUGUGUGGAGGUGACAACUCCUCCUGUAAGACCAUGGCAGGCACUUUCAACACCGUACACUACGGAUACAACGUGGUGGUGAGAAUCCCCAGUGGUGCUACAAACAUUGACGUCCGACAACACAGCUACUCAGGGAAACCAGAGGAUGAUAACUACCUCGCUGUGUCGAACAGUCGCGGGGAGUAUUUGCUUAACGGAGACUUUGUGGUCAGCAUGUUUAAAAGGGAAAUCAAAGUUGGGAACGCUAUCAUUGAGUACAGUGGUUCCGACCACGUGAUCGAGAGACUCAACUGCACUGAUCGCAUUGAGGAAGAAAUCGUUGUCCAGGUGCUAUCUGUAGGUAACCUCUAUAACCCUGACGUCAGGUACUCCUAUAAUAUCCCUAUAGAGGACAAACCUCAGCAGUUCUUCUGGGAUGCUUAUGGUCCAUGGCAGGACUGCAGCAGACUGUGCCAAGGAGAGCGAAAGAGGAAGAUUUUGUGUAAUCGUGAGUCAGACCGCGUGGUGGUGUCCGACCAGCGGUGUCACGGCUCCCCCAGACCAGCUGUUAUCACCGAGCCAUGUAAUAUGGAGUGUGAGCUAAGGUGGCACAUCGCUCGUAAGAGUGAGUGCACUGCCACAUGUGGGCUUGGCUACCGUACUCUGGAAAUUUACUGUGCCAAGCACAGCCGGGUCGAUGGCAAGACCCAAAAGGUAGACGACCGUUACUGCAGCAACCAGCGCAAACCAGAUGACAAGGAGAGUUGCCAUGGCGACUGUAAUCCUGGUGGCUGGGAGUACUCCCCAUGGUCAGAGUGCUCCAAAAGCUGUGGAGGGGGCACACGUCGCAGGGGGGCAGUGUGUGGGAAAUCAUCUGAGGCCAGCAUUGAUGACAGCAAGUGCAAUCAGAGAGACAAGCUCACCGUUGAGUCCUGCAACGAUUUCCUGUGUCCACAGUGGAAGACUGGGGAGUGGUCUGAAUGCUUAGUGACUUGUGGUAAAGGUUACAAACAUCGUCAGACCUGGUGCCAAUUUGGAGAAGACAGACUGGAUGAUAGAUUCUGUGACUCGUCAAAGCCGGAGUCUGUCCAAACCUGCCAACAACAGGAGUGUGCCUCUUGGCAAGUAGGCCCCUGGGGACAGUGCACUACCACAUGUGGUCCUGGCUAUCAGAUGAGGGCAGUGAAAUGUGUGGUGGGGUCAUACGGGUCCGUCAUGGACGACACUGAAUGUAACGCGGCCACGCGGCCAACUGACACUCAGGACUGUGAACUGUCUCCCUGCCCUAUGACCCAUCCUGCAUCUCCAGAGACCAAAGUUGCGCCCCAUCCGAGCCACAAAACCCAGUGGCGUUUUGGAUCCUGGACUCAGUGUAGUGCCACCUGUGGUAAAGGCACACGCAUGCGUUACGUGAGUUGCCGUGACAACCAGGGUGGUGUGGCAGAAGAAUCAGCUUGCGCCCACCUGCCCAAGCCACCAGCGCGAGAAGUAUGCUCGGUGGUGGCCUGCGGCCAGUGGAAAGUUCUGGAAUGGACACAGUGCUCUGUGUCUUGCGGUCAAGGGAAAACCACGCGGCAGGUGGUCUGCGUAAACUUCAGUGAUCAGCUGGUGGACGAGAGUGAAUGCGAUCCCGACGAUCGACCCACCACCGAGCAGGAGUGUGCCAUGCCUCAGUGCCCAAGUCGCUCCACCGAUCACGGGGGCUUCCCGUCCAAUCCCGAUGCCCGCAAGAAGAUUCUGCCCCCCGGACGUAGCGAUCGCAACAGAGGGGCCCAUGGCCAGCCUCACCAGUGGAGGACAGGACCGUGGGGAGCGUGCUCCAGUACGUGCGCUGGGGGCUUCCAGCGACGCGUGGUGGUGUGUCAGGAUGAGAACGGCUACCCGGCUAACAGCUGUGACGAAAGCCUACAGCCCAUAGAACAGCGUUCCUGUGAAUCUGGACCGUGUCCUCAGUGGGUCUACGGCAGCUGGGGAGAGUGUACGAAGUCCUGUGGAGGAGGAAUAAAGACGCGGCUGGUUGCAUGUCAGCGACCCAACGGGGAACGUUUUAACGAUCUGAGCUGUGAGAUUCUUGACAAACCGCCCGACCGAGAGCAGUGCAAUACUCAUUCAUGCUCUUCUAACCCCCACUGGAGCGCAGACCCAUGGAGCUCGUGUUCAGCCUCCUGUGGAAGAGGAUACAAAUACCGUAACGUGACUUGCGUGAGCCGCUCGGGUCGUCCCAUUCCCGAGGAGAACUGUCUGCACCUGGUCCGGCCGAGCAAACAGAGGCGCUGUCGAGGGGGCCGUUGUCCAAAGUGGAAGACUAGCGACUGGGGAGAGUGUUCCUCAACUUGUGGCAGCGGAAUACAACACCGAGAGGUUUUUUGUGUAAUUGGAGAUCGGCGCCGUGCACAAGUGUCCGAAUGCGAGGGAGCCGAGCGUCCACCGUCCAGUCAGAAUUGCCGGAUCGCAGACUGUCCCUCGACUUACAGGUGGAGCGCGGGAGACUGGCAAGCGUGCAGUCAAACAUGUGGCUCAGGACUCAGACGCAGAACGGUGGCGUGUCUGGAUCCCAGUGGGGAGGAGGUGCACGAGAUGUACUGCGUGGGCCAGAGGAAACCGACCGAAUCUGAGCCCUGUAACACCCAGCCAUGUGAAUUCAUCUGGAUAACAGGAGAGUGGACAGAGUGCUCAGUCACCUGUGGGCAGGGCUAUCAGAGAAGAUUGGUGUCCUGCAGUGAGGUGCAUGCUGGGAAUGAUAAUUAUGAAUAUGGACAUCAGUCCUUGUCAAACUGCCCUGGCAACCCGCCUGAGAGUUUCAUGGUGUGCAACCUCACCCCCUGCCCUUCUUCUCAGAUCUGGAGGGUUGGAAUCUGGGGGCCGUGCUCCGCAAGGUGUGGUGAUGGGUGGACCGAGAGAACAGUGCAGUGUGUAAAUGCUGAUGGUGAAAUCAGUGAAAACUGUCCCUCCUCUACCAAACCCACAGGACGGAAAGCCUGCUCAAAUCAUGACUGCCAUUUGCCCAGUAGCUGCAGGGACGUUCAGCUCCAGAAUCAUUUCCUGUCUGAUGGUGAACAGAUACUGAAUAUACAAGGAAAAGCACUUAAAAUUUACUGUUCAGAAAUGGAUACAGACAAUCCGAAAGAGUACAUCACACUCAUGACUGGCGAAAGAGAGAAUUUCUCUGAAGUUUUUGGCUUUAGGCUCAUGGACCCCACACAGUGUCCCUCAAACCUGACCAGGAGAGAAGAUUGUCACUGUAGGAGGGACUACACUGCUGCUGGACUGUCAACCUUCACUAAAGUCCGACUGGACCUGAGAAAGAUGCACAUUAUCACCACAGACUGGAAGUUCGCUUUCACUCGGGAGGGUCACAAAGUUCCUUUCGCCACGGCAGGAGAUUGCUACAGCGCCGCCCGCUGUCCACAGGGCCGGUUCAGCGUCAAUUUGUCUGGGACGGGCUUUCAGGUGGCUGACAGCACCAAGUGGAUAUCCCAAGGCAACUACGCCGUGUCAGACAUACACAAAUCACAGGAUGGCAGCAGAGUGACAGGAAUGUGUGGCGGUUACUGUGGAAAAUGCACGCCCUCAGCCAGCACUGGUCUUCUCAUUCAAGUCGCAUAAUCAACUUACGACCUUGAGGUGUUCAUCCAGAUGAGAAUGAACGGUGGUGCUACAGCAAAUGAAGAAAUCUCCUCAUUAAAAAAAAACAACAAAAU
Molecule: messenger RNA, 5888 nt
Organism: Chanos chanos (milkfish)
Lineage: Eukaryota; Metazoa; Chordata; Actinopteri; Gonorynchiformes; Chanidae
Gene: adamts9
Product: ADAM metallopeptidase with thrombospondin type 1 motif, 9
Exons: 40
Coding region: 1-5793 (1930 amino acids)
Biological process (GO): extracellular matrix organization; proteolysis
Cellular component (GO): extracellular matrix
Molecular function (GO): zinc ion binding; metalloendopeptidase activity
Source: RefSeq, a predicted model, not a curated record